UCGCUCCCUGAUUUGGUGGACUGCUCUGAAAGCGGUCUUCCCUGCGGCCGACAUGCCGACCCAGCUGGAGGUGGCUAUGGACACCAUGAUUCGAAUCUUCCACCGCUACUCUUGUAAGGAGGGGGACAGGUUCAAGCUCAACAAGGGCGAGCUGAAGCUGCUCCUCCAGCGAGAGCUCACGGAAUUCCUCUCGUGCCAAAAGGACCCCCAGUUGGUUGAUAAGAUAAUGCAGGACCUGGAUGCCAAUAAGGACAACGAAGUGGAUUUUAAUGAAUUUGUGGUCAUGGUGGCAGCUCUGACAGUCGCUUGUAAUGAUUACUUUGUAGAGCAAUUGAAGAAGAAAGGCAAAUGAAGAGAAGU
Molecule: messenger RNA, 360 nt
Organism: Dipodomys ordii (Ord's kangaroo rat)
Lineage: Eukaryota; Metazoa; Chordata; Mammalia; Rodentia; Heteromyidae
Gene: S100z
Product: S100 calcium binding protein Z
Exons: 2
Coding region: 53-352 (99 amino acids)
Cellular component (GO): cytoplasm
Molecular function (GO): calcium ion binding
Source: RefSeq, a predicted model, not a curated record